AUGGCGGCAAUGAAGGCCAGAGGCCUCGCACUCUGGCUCUUCCUGCCGGUGGUCAUAGCAUCCGGCAGCUCUGGAUAUCCCGAGUGCCCGUGCAUUACCAACAGCUCCGCCAAGUUCACUCAAUACGAGAAUGCCCUGAUCGCAGGUGGGAUACGGCCCACCUACGGCAUCACAGGCUGUGCAGCUCAUGAUUCGAACUACUCUCUCUUCGGGUGUGAGCAGAAUCAGGAGUCAUUCUGCCAGAAUCCUUGGUGUCUCGUAGACAUGGACUUGUGCCCCUACAACAGGCAGCUGUGCGAGGAUGCGGGCGGUACGAUUGGAAGCGAUGUGUCUCCCCAUUGCCGCACCCGUGGUCGGAACCCCAGCAGCCUGCUGAAUAUCUCAGAUAUGCAUUACAGCUACGAAACCUGCGACUCAGUCAACGACUACGACCCCCAAAUUCUUGUGGAGCCGGUGGUUGGGCGCAUGAUCCGUGCAGCGGCGGAUGCGUGGGCGCCAUGGAUCGUCAAGACUACCAACUCCAUGAAUGAGGAAGUUUGGGGUGGUCCGUCUUUUGAUUUUUUGAAGGCUUCCUUGGACCAAGCGGUUUUUGACCCGAAGCCGGUGCUCGAAGUCGUCCCCGGAUGGGCCACGCAGCAGUCCAGAGAUAAGUAUCCGGAAAGCUCCUACACGGCAUGUGUGCACGAUGUCGCCAUCGGAAACUUCGACAUCUGCAUCGCAGAUCUCUGGCUAACACCAGAGAGGAACCAGCUGACAACCUUCCUGCCAGCUGUUCGGCAGGAUUACUUCUACCUCAUGGUCAAAACAGGCUCUGAGGGAGCAGCUGACCUUACUCUCUGGCAGCGCUUGGCGAAGCCUUUCGAACCAUUCACUCCCGGUGCCUGGGGCGCUGUGGUGGGAUUCCUUUGCAUCAUGUCGGUGCUCCUGUGGCUCAGGCAAGUGUGUGAGACGGGCUGCCAUGGCGACGCCAAGACGAUUUGCAAAACGAACGUCGUUGCACUUCUACGCUCCCUCUUCUUCGUUUGGCACGACUUCCUCCUGGGCCAGAGCAGCAUGGACGUGGAGAGUGGACCGGUUAGGCAGAUAUUCAGCCUUGCGCUUGCUUUCUUCAUCCUCAUCACCCUCGCGAGCUACACGGCGAGUUUGGCAUCCGUGCUGGUGAUUCAGAACACCCCAAGUGCGAGCAUCAAUUCCAUCGAGGAUGCCAUUAAUGAUGGCCAGACAAUUUGUGCUCCCACGUCGCUAAUCCAAACGUUCACAGGUGUUUAUCCACAAGCCGUAUUUGUGGCCGGUGAUAUCCAGACUUUACCCAGGAUGCUUCAUGCAGGGCAGUGCGAUGUUAUGGUCUUGUCGCAGGAUGUCAUCGACAGGGUUUUCGCCGGGAAGGUGAGGGAGGCCGACUGUGCUGCAUUUCAUGCCGGCACCAUGACUCAGGAGGAAGCCCAGUGCUGGGAUGGAGACGAGCAGCGGGACUGCAGCUUUCUCAAAGUUGGUGACCUCCUCUGGAGCGUGCCUUUGUCAUUCCCGAUCAAUGAUGCGAUGGCGCAUAGCUUGUCCUGGGCCUUCACUUAUGCAAUCACCGGUGGAGUCAUGGAGGAUGCGAAGCGCUCGAACAGCGAGCUCUUCGCGGAGUCCAUCUGUGCAGCGGAGGCUGACGAGCAAGACAUCGCAAUGAGCUUCGACGACCUCAGUGGUGUCAUGUUCAUCUCCUUCUUUAUCGUGGGCGUUGGCUUCGUUGUCAUGGCAGCACGGCAUUUCCAGCGUCAGCGCAGGAAGAGUGUGGGAGAUGAGAAUCCCGAAGAAGAGAUGGUGGCAGAGGUGGUGGAGGUGACUCCUGGAGACGAACCAAGCGUCAUAGAAGUUCCUUUCCCAGCAGCAGCAGCCACCUUCACGGACCCGGACGGGCAAGCGGGGAUGGCAACCGAUGUAAUUUUCACCAAGACCGUAUGA
Molecule: messenger RNA, 1950 nt
Organism: Symbiodinium sp. CCMP2592
Lineage: Eukaryota; Dinophyceae; Suessiales; Symbiodiniaceae
Source: the annotation of a GenBank genome assembly